Messenger RNA from Rhinocladiella mackenziei CBS 650.93, 897 nucleotides. RefSeq names its product diphthine synthase. Gene Ontology annotation, molecular function: diphthine synthase activity. The coding region runs from base 1 to 897 and encodes 298 amino acids. The record is from RefSeq and is a predicted model, not a curated record. The transcript is spliced from 3 exons. Lineage: Eukaryota; Fungi; Ascomycota; Eurotiomycetes; Chaetothyriales; Herpotrichiellaceae. Gene Ontology annotation, biological process: protein histidyl modification to diphthamide.
AUGCUGUACCUCGUCGGUCUCGGACUCGCUGACGAGACUGACAUCACCCUGAAAGGUUUAGAAGUAGUGAAACGCGCAGAACGAGUUUACCUCGAAGCAUACACGAGCAUUCUCCAUGUGGGAAAAGAGAAAUUGGAGUCAUUUUACAGCCGCCCGGUGAUCGUGGCAGAUCGGGAAAUGGUUGAAUCAUCCAGCGAUGAAAUUCUCGAGGGUGCAGACAAGAUCGAUAUAGCAUUCCUCGUUGUUGGGGACCCUUUUGGGGCCACAACACAUACAGAUCUCGUCCUCCGCGCUCAGGAGCUGUCUAUCCCCACGAAAUCGAUUCCCAAUGCCUCGAUACUGAACGCUAUUGGCGCCUCCGGGCUGCAGCUGUACAACUUUGGACAAACUGUGUCCAUGGUCUUCUUCACCGAUACCUGGAAACCUGCAAGUUUCUACGAUCGAAUCCGCGAAAAUGUCUCCAUCGGUCUCCAUACAUUGGUCCUAUUGGAUAUAAAAGUGAAAGAACAGUCACUUGAAAACAUGGCAAGAGGAAGGAAAAUCUAUGAGCCUCCACGCUACAUGACCGUUGCACAAUGUGCACAGCAAAUGCUCGAAAUUGAAAAAGAGAAGAAUGAAGCUGUAUACAGUGAAGACAGUCUGGCAAUCGGGUGUGCGAGAGUGGGCGCAGAUGACCAAACAUUCGCAUGUGGAACACUCAAGGAAUUGUCUGAAAUUGAUCUUGGUCCUCCUCUCCACAGUGUUGUACUCCUCGGUAAAAGAGCGCAUGAGCUGGAAAAAGAUUACAUCAAAGCUUUCGCUGUGAAUGAAGAGACGUUUGAGACAAGCUGGAAGAAGUAUCAUGAACGAAGACAACAAAACGAUCGGGCAUAUGAUUUAUCACAUUCGUCAGACUAA